UCGUGGCACAUAACCUAAAAUGACUGAAGAAAUACCAAAAAGUAACAUUAAAACUCUUUACAAAUAUGAUACGGUUUAUUGUGCGGAUUCGGUGGAAUGGUGUCCGCACGAACCAUACCAAAAUUUAUUUGUUUGUGCCAAUUAUCAAUUACUAAACUCUGAAAUAAAAAACGAUUUGCCAAAAGAAAGGGUAGGAAGAAUAUUACUAUUCUCAAUAGGACACAAACAAGGAUUAAAAUUAGAACAAACUAUUGAGACUGCCGCAAUUUUGGAUCAGAAAUGGUGCCACUGUAUAGUCUCAGGACUUACCCUUUUGGGGGUUGUUAAUGCUAAGAACUCUAUAGAUAUUUACAAAUUAAAUAACUUGACAUUGGAACUGUUCACUAGUUUUAAACUCCACGAAGAAGUAACAGAAACAUUGGUUUUAUCUUUGGACUGGUCAACUGGCAAAUAUUCAAAUCAAGAACCUGACAUUAUUUGUACAACAUCAAAAGGUGAUGUUAUAAUAUUUAAAUUAACUGAUGGAGAAUUGGUAUUACAACAACUAAAUCACUCACAUGAUUAUGAAUCUUGGAUUGGUGCUUUUUAUUAUUGGGACCCCAAUAUCUUUUUUAGUGGUGGAGAUGAUUGUGUAUUCUUAAAAUAUGAUAAAAGAACAGGAACAGCCCCAAUAGCUAAAAACAGAAUACAUGAAGCAGGUGUAACAUCUAUGCAUUCAAAUAUUUCAAAAGAAUUUAUAUUUGCCACAGGAAGUUAUGAUGAAAAUGUUAGAUUAUGGGACAUAAGAAGUUUUAAGAAUCCUUUAAGUGCUGUUAAAAUGCCUGGACCUCUAUGGAGGUUAAAAUGGGAUAUUGUGAAUCAGUCUUAUUUGUUAAGUGCCUGCAUGUUGGGAGGAGUACAUGUUUUGAACGUUAGAACUAAUGAAAAGUUGGAUAUUUGCGAAAGUUACUACGAACACGGGAAUAUAGCUUAUGGAGCUGAUUGGUGUUAUGUAAAAAGUAAAGAUAUUAUGAACUGCGAUGACGAGAACAAAUAUGUUAUUGGUUCUUGUUCUUUUUAUGACCAUUUACUUUGUGUUUCUGAAAUUACAUUAAAAUUUUAACAUA
Molecule: messenger RNA, 1106 nt
Organism: Aethina tumida (small hive beetle)
Lineage: Eukaryota; Metazoa; Arthropoda; Insecta; Coleoptera; Nitidulidae
Product: diphthine methyltransferase
Exons: 3
Coding region: 20-1102 (360 amino acids)
Molecular function (GO): protein binding
Source: RefSeq, a predicted model, not a curated record